Indicator indicator is the source of this 1850-nucleotide messenger RNA. Its product is annotated as cbp/p300-interacting transactivator 3. Bases 1 to 612 code for a protein of 203 amino acids. Lineage: Eukaryota; Metazoa; Chordata; Aves; Piciformes; Indicatoridae. The record is from RefSeq and is a predicted model, not a curated record. Gene Ontology annotation, cellular component: nucleus. Gene Ontology annotation, biological process: regulation of DNA-templated transcription. The transcript has a single exon.
AUGGCCGAGCACAUGAUGAUGUCCAUGAGCCACGGUGGCACCGGGCUGCAGAGCUACCGCAUGGGAGUGAGCGGGCUGCAGGGACCCCCGCAGCACGGGCAGCAUGUGCUGAGGACGCUGCCUGCCGCCGGCCAGAUGAUGCCCUACGGAGGGGCUGGCAUGGACGGUGCGAUGAGGCCGAGACCCAACCUCAGCGCACAGAUGGGACACCACCAGAUGCAGAACGCGAUGAUGUUCAGCGGCCCCGGGCAGCAGCAGUACAUGGGGCCGGUGGGCACCCAGCAGCUAAUGGCCAGCAUGCACCUACAAAAACUCAACACCCAGUACCAGGGGCACCCACUAGGCAUGAGCAAUGGGCCCAUGGGAGCUGGAGCCCAGCAGUACAGAGUGGGACCCAACCAGCACCCAGGCAUGCAGCACAUGCCCUCACCGGCACUCAACUUGAACAUUAUGGACACUGAUCUCAUAGAUGAGGAGGUCUUGACAUCCCUUGUGCUGGAACUGGGGCUGGACCGGAUUCAGGAGCUGCCAGAGCUAUUCUUAGGACAGAACGAGUUUGACUUAAUUUCAGACUUUGUUAGCAAACAGCAACCCAGUGCCAUCAGCUGUUGAGGGGCUUUGAGCUCCUCCUUGCGUCUUGGUGGUUUUGAGUUUGUUUCCAACUUCCUUCUCCACCUACCAUCCUCCUCCCUUCCCCUGCUUUGCCCUGUCCUGGAUUCCUGACCUCCCCCAAAGACAAUCAUCGGACACUGGUUUGCAAUGGAUUGCUUUUCUCUUCCGUGUGGCUGUUCUGUGCGGGAGCUCCCGGGCAGGGUAUGAGUACCCCGGACAGAGAGCAGAUCAAGAGCUCUUGCCGUAGAGCUGCCUCUAAAGGGCACUAACAGGAUUUCUGGCUUAAGCAGGAAUAAUGGAUUUAUGACUUUCUACAAGCAGGCUUGGGGAGCAGGAAGCCAGGGGCAGCUGGCAGCCCUGCCAGUAGCUGGAUUUGCUCAAGAAUUCUGUGUGGGCAGUGAAGUUAAAGCAUCCCCCGAGAGGGGAUUCUCCCUGGUGCACGGUUUGAACCCUUGCAGACGUGGGUGGGGUUGGAUACUUGUUGGGACCUUUUUACUCUGACAGUAACUAGGUCUGGGGUCUGGUGCGUUCAGCUGAGAAGGGGCAGCUCUCCAGCAGGCUGCUCUGUUUGAACUGGCUGAGCAAAAUAAAGCCUGGAGCAGGGUGUGCUGCUGGGCCUGAGUGCUCUCUGUGGAACUUCAGCUCUCCAACCUGUACAGCAAAUCAACUGUAACAAUUUACAAAGUGUUUUGAGUUUCAUUCGAGCAUAAAGCUUAAAGCUGCAGUCUAGCUCCACUUUUCUUCCCCUCUCUGAAACCAAAUAAAGACCAUGGAACUGUAUAUUCCAGAUCAAAUCUUAUUUAUUUUCCUAGGAUUAUUUAUUGGCAAGGGCUCCUUUUGUUAUUUGGCUUUGGCACUGCUGGGAAGGAUGCAUGGAGAAUACUGCAGCUUUAAGAUGCUGGCUUCAGUGGGAAAAGAGGGGAAAAAAAUCAAGGCUGGGAUGGUUUUCAAGCUGUUCUGCAGACAGCCACUCCAGCCCAAGAGCUUUCUGCUGAAGGCACAGGGCUGUAAAUCCAACACCUUCCUGAACAUGAUAACGGUGACUCGAUUUCUAACUCCCUUACUCGGAGAAGGUUAAAUGUAAAAGCUCAAGGGGUUUUGUUUCCUCUGCUGUCUCUUGUUUCCAGGCUCUGUGGAAAGCUCCUGGUAACUCCUAGCUCCUGCUGCCCCCUGCUGCUGCCAGCUCCUGGCAGCUGCCACUCAACAACCCGGCGAGAAUGUACAGAUGGAUUUGCAAA